Messenger RNA from Bemisia tabaci, 8817 nucleotides. RefSeq lists its product as uncharacterized. The record is from RefSeq and is a predicted model, not a curated record. NCBI's taxonomy places the organism in Eukaryota, Metazoa, Arthropoda, Insecta, Hemiptera, Aleyrodidae.
CGCACUCUGACCCAAGCUCUAACCCCGAGUCCUCGAGGACCUGCGCUAGGGGCCGUCCAUGUCCUCGCCUUCCGAUUCGUCUUCGCUCGCGCUUUUUUCCCCGUCGUCGGCGUCGGCGUCGCUCCCGGUCCUCAUUCGUCUUGCAACUUAAUCCCCGCGCAUUUGUCGCCCGUCCCCGAUCGCCUCCUCCAUUCUGCUCCAUGUGAAUUGUGAUUUUCGGAUCUCGCGCUCUCUGGCCGGCAGUGCUCUCCUUGUGCGAUUUUUGGAUUUUCGCGAGUGUCACGGGGUUACUUAACCUCGCUUAAAUGUAUCCGUGCUCUCAGCUCUCUACUUUACGUUAAGGACCUAUAAAAGGGUAUCGACAUGUGGGUGCCGACACUGGUCUUCCUUGCCAUAAUCGAAUUGGCAAGGGGACAGAAACGGCUCACAGGAGGGAUCACGCCCUUGGAGGACCCUCACUCCGUCGGCGUGGAGAUGAGCAACUCGGAGCUGUCGGUGGUGAUGCCUAACCGGUUGACGCGGCAGGCGCAGGCGGCGCGACUCGGGAACGAGAUCGCCGAACACGCCCGGAACCACCGCGUCGGACUCCGGAACCUCCAGGUCAACUGCGAGAAGGACUCCGCCAGCAUUUUCGUCACCAUCGAGUUCGAGGAGCCCUUCGACGGCGUCGUCUACAGCAAAGGCCACCACGAGGACCCCAAUUGCAGGUUUGUCUUGCCAGGAAGUGGACAAACCCUGUAUCAAUUCGAGGUGCCAGUGAAGGAAUGUGGGACAAAACCAUCCGCCGGAGAGUGCAGGUCGGGAUCCUGCGGAAGGGGCCAUUCCAUCGAAAAUACUCUGAUCAUCCAGACGGAUGAUGAAGUACAGGAAGCGUGGGAUUUAGCCAGACGCAUAUCAUGUCCACGAAGUGAGAACAACAACGAUAAACGAGUUCACUUCAAACCGAUCACUGUGAACAUGUUGGAUGUUGUCUCAGUCCCUACUGGCGAUGGAUUAAUCGAUUGCUGGAUGGAUAUCCAAAGGGGUGAAUAUCCCAAUCUUUCAAACAUCAACGAAAUCAUUAAAAUCGGCGAGACGCUCUCUGUUCUAAUUUACAUCAAGGAUGCUGAAAAUCGUUACGAUGUUUCAGUCAGAGACUGCUGGGCCUACGACUCAGAGGAUUAUGAGAGUCCGAAUACCGUCAAACUUCAACUGACAGAUGCGCAAGGUUGUCCAAAGAAGAAGAAGCUCAUCCAUUUUUGGAACAAAGAUAUUAAAGAAUCAGAAAAUGGCAACACGAUUAUUUCCUACAACAAUUUGACUGCCUUCAAAUUUCCCGAUCGACAACAAGUGUUUCUUACGUGCAACAUUGAGUUAUGCGAGGGAGCCUGCAAUCAACCCAUUUGCGGCCAAGAUGAGCUGCCAUCGAAGAUACCUAACUGCUACCCGGGUUCACCUGAUCCACGUUGUCAAUCUACACAACGUCCAGUACAGCCAAAUUGUUAUCCAGGAUCACCAGAUCCUGGCUGUAAUGUUGAUCAACCAAUUUUCCCGUCAUAUCCACCUCCCACGGUAAUGCGACCGACCAAACCACCCACAUGUUAUCCGGGGUCUUUGGAUCCUCGGUGUCCAGUAUCGUCAAGACCUACAACUUCAAGAUAUCCACAGAGUCCUGAUUGUUAUCCUGGGUCACCAGACCCAAGGUGUCCACAGACACCCAGACCAACUUCUGCACCAACGCCAUAUCCACCAGCAUCGACACCCCAACCAAUAUUACCCCCAGUGUGUUACCCUGGCGUAUUAGACCCCAGAUGUCCACAGCCUCCUAGGCCCACCCCGACCCAACCACCCCAGUGCUACCCCGGAUCGCCAGAUCCGAGGUGUCCACAAACACCAAGACCCACUCCUGCGCCUACGCCGUAUUCUCCACCGUCAUCCCCAAGACCAACUCUACCCCCUGUAUGUUACCCUGGAGCAUUAGACCCCAGAUGUCCACAGACUCCCAAGCCCACACCUACCCAACCGCCACAGUGUUAUCCUGGGUCACCAGACCCAAGGUGUCCCCAGACACCUAGACCAACUCCUAAGCCUACACCGACGCAGCCUCCACAAUGUUAUCCUGGAUCUCCAGACCCUAGGUGCCCGCAGGCACCCACACCAACUCCGGCACCUACCCCAUAUCCUCCGGCUACAUCACCCCAGCCCCCCGUAUGUUACCCUGGGUCUCCGGAUCCCAGAUGUCCACAGUCUCCAAAACCCGCCCCACCGCAACCUCCUCAAUGUUACCCUGGAUCAGCAGAUCCCAGAUGUCCACCGUCUCCUAGGCCAACACCGACGCAACCCCCACAGUGUUAUCCUGGAUCACCAGAUCCUAGGUGCCCGCAGACACCCAGGCCUACUCCGGCGCCAACGCCGUAUUCCCCGCCGUCAUCCCCAAAACCAACUCUACCCCCCGUAUGUUACCCUGGAGCGUUAGACCCUAGAUGUCCACAGACUCCUAAGCCUACUCCGACCCAACCUCCACAGUGUUAUCCUGGAUCUCCAGACCCUAGGUGCCCGCAGACGCCCAGACCUACUCCUGCUCCCACCCCAUAUCCUCCGGCUUCAUCACCCCAACCUCCUGUUUGUUACCCUGGAUCUGCAGAUCCCAGAUGUCCACAAUCUCCUAAGCCUACUCCGACUCAACCCCCACAGUGUUACCCUGGAUCACCAGAUCCGAGGUGCCCACAAACACCAAGACCUACUCCUGCGCCUACACCAUAUUCCCCGCCCUCAUCUCCACGACCAACUCUACCUCCCGUAUGUUACCCUGGAGCAUUAGACCCCAGAUGCCCACAGACUCCUAAGCCUACACCUACCCAACCACCACAGUGUUAUCCUGGGUCACCAGACCCGAGGUGUCCCCAGACACCUAGACCAACUCCCAAGCCUACACCGACGCAGCCUCCACAAUGUUAUCCUGGAUCUCCAGACCUUAGGUGCCCGCAGGCACCCAGACCAACCGUGGCGCCUACCCCAUAUCCUCCGGCUUCAUCACCCCAGCCCCCCGUAUGUUACCCUGGGUCUCCGGAUCUCAGAUGUCCACAGUCUCCAAAACCCGCCCCACCGCAACCUCCUCAAUGUUACCCCGGAUCACCAGACCCGAGGUGUCCACAAACACCAAGACCUACCCCGGCGCCUACGCCGUAUUCCCCACCGUCAUCUCCAAGACCAACUUUACCCCCCGUAUGUUACCCUGGAGCAUUAGACCCUAGAUGUCCACAGACUCCUAAGCCUACACCAACCCAACCUCCACAAUGCUAUCCUGGAUCUCCAGACCCUAGGUGCCCGCAGACACCCAGACCAACACCGGCGCCUACCCCAUAUCCUCCGGCUUCAUCACCCCAGCCCCCUGUAUGUUACCCUGGAUCUGCAGAUCCCAGAUGUCCACCAUCUCCUAGGCCAACACCGACGCAAGCCCCACAGUGUUAUCCUGGAUCACCAGAUCCUAGGUGCCCGCAGACGCCCAGACCUACUCCGGCGCCUACGCCGUAUUCCCCACCGUCAUCUACAAGACCAACUUUACCCCCCGUAUGUUACCCUGGAGCAUUAGACCCUAGAUGUCCACAGACUCCUAAGCCUACACCAACCCAACCUCCACAAUGCUAUCCUGGAUCUCCAGACCCUAGGUGCCCGCAGACGCCCAGACCAACGCUUGCACCCACCCCAUAUCCUCCGGCUUCAUCACCCCAACCCCCCUUAUGUUACCCCGGAUCUUCAGAUCCUAGAUGUCCACAAACACCGAGACCUACUCCUCCGCCCACUCCAUAUUCUCCACCCUCAACACCCCGACCCGUUUCACCCCCUGCGUGUUACCCUGGAUCAUCAGAUCCUAGAUGUCCACAGACGCCCAGGCCAACUCUCCCUCAACCUCCACAGUGUUACCCAGGAUCAGCAGACCCCAGGUGUCCGCAAACACCGAGACCUACUCCUGCGCCCACUCCAUAUUCUCCACCUUCAACACCCCGACCUGUUUCACCCCCUGUGUGUUACCCUGGAUCAUCAGAUCCAAGAUGUCCACAGGCUCCUAGGCCAACCCCCACUCAACCUCCACAGUGUUAUCCAGGUUCGGCCAAUCUUAGAUGUCCCUCUUCGCCAUCUCCGUCGCCUUACCCUCCAGCAACAUCACCUAGACCAACUCUCCCUCCACAGUGUUAUCCGGGUUCGGCCGACCCACGGUGCCCUCCAGUAGCAAAGCCUACAUCUACAACUACACCACGGCCUCAGUGUUAUCCUGGAUCUACAGAUCCGAGAUGUCCCCAAACACCUCGACCAACUAUAUCGCCCACACCCUCACCACCACAAUGCUAUCCAGGCUCGGUGGAUUUGCGAUGCCCAAACACUCCAAGGCCGACGUUGCCACCUCAGUGUUAUCCAGGAUCUAAUGAUCCUAGAUGUCCUCAGGUACCACCAUCUUUUCCUACACCGUCAACGCCUCGACCACCUGUGUGUUACCCAGGUGCAUUAGAUCCGCGAUGUCCCCAGACUGCCAAACCAACGCCCCCACCUCAGGCUCCGCAAUGUUAUCCCGGUUCGCCUGACCCGAGGUGUCCACAAAAAUACCCGCCUACUCUUUCUCCGCCAACUUCGACUUUACGCCCAAUAGAAACGCCAGUUUGUUAUCCUGGGUCACCAGAUAAACGUUGCCCACAACCAAGUAGUAAACGGCCUCCAUCCGGAUAUUUACCACCCUCGGGAGAACCAUCCUCUCCUAACUGUUAUAAGGGGUCGCCAGAUCCUAGAUGUCUACAAACACCUCAACCCACUCAACCUCAAACUCCUUUAUCACUCGUAUGUUAUCCGGGAUCUUCAGACCCAAGGUGUCCUCAAACACCACAACCCACCGCUCCGUCAACAUCUCCUAGGCCGAAUUGUUACCCGGGCUCUCUUGAUGCUAGAUGUCCGCAGCCGCCAAGACCUACCCCUCCACCAACUAUUCAAACUCCAACUUGCUAUCCAGGCUCUCCAGACCCAAGAUGCCCUCAAACACCGAAGCCAACGAAACCUUCAAGUGUCACUCCUCCGGUCUGCUAUCCAGGAUCAACAGAUCCUAGAUGCCCACAAACUCCGCGUCCGACAUCUUUCCCAACGCCCGCACCACCUAACUGCUAUCCAGGAUCAACAGAUCCGAGAUGCCCACAAACACCGCGUCCGACAUCUUUCCCAACACCUGCUCCACCUAACUGCUAUCCAGGAUCAACAGAUCCUAGAUGCCCACAAACUCCGCGUCCAACAUCUUUCCCAACGCCUGCUCCACCUAACUGCUAUCCAGGAUCAACAGAUCCAAGAUGUCCUCAGACUCCCAAACCGACGUCCGUUGCGACUCUUCCCCCACCCAUUUGCUAUGUCGGAGCUACCGAUCCUAGAUGUCCUUCACCAAACUAUCCAACUGCAAUACCUUCAACUCAACCUUCCGUUUGUUAUCCCGGCUCUCCUGAUCCAAAAUGUCCUCAGGUCGGCACCCCACGGCCACCAUCAGGAUAUUUGCCUCCAGUGACAACCUCAACCGCACGACCACCCGCACCAGCACCUCCGAAUUGUUACCCAGGCUCCACAGAUCCAAGAUGUCCUAAAACCCCGCAACCAACUUUCAGACCCUCAUCAGCUCCUCCAUCCUGCUAUCCAGGUUCAUUGGAUCCUCGAUGUCCUCCACGCCCAUCUCCCCAGCCAAUACCACGGCCAACAGCUCCCCCCACAAUCGCACCGCCAUCAUGUUAUCCAGGUUCACCGGACCCUAGAUGCCCUCAAACACCUAGACCUGUAGUCCCAACGACACCUGCCCCACCAACUUGCUAUCCCGGAUCAAAUGACCCACGGUGUCCUCAAACACCACGACCCACAUCCCCUCCAUUAUGCUAUCCUGGCUCACCCGACCCGAGGUGCCCUCAAACUCCACGACCCUCAGCGCCUCCCACACCACCGCUCCCGUCAUGUUACCCAGGCUCAACAGACCCAAGAUGUCCCCAAACACCGCGACCAACUCUUCCACCUACAAUUGCACCUCCAUCCUGUUAUCCAGGAUCCUUAGAUUUAAGAUGUCCUCAAACGCCGAGACCCACUCCCCCAUCGACUAAAACACCUCCAUCUUGUUACCCUGGUUCAAAUGAUCCAAGAUGUCCUCAAACACUGCGGCCAACCUACCCACCACAGCCGUCUCCUCCAUCUUGUUACCCUGGCUCAACAGACCCAAGAUGUCCCCAGACACCACGGCCGACGGCUCCACCAACAGUUGCUCCCCCAUCAUGCUACCCAGGUUCACCAGACCCUCGAUGCCCUCAAACCCCACGACCCACAGCUCCAACCACGCCAGCACCACCAUCAUGUUAUCCAGGCUCAACAGACCCAAGAUGUCCACAAACUCCAAGACCUACAUCUCCUCCAUCCUGCUAUCCUGGCUCACCCGAUCCGAGAUGUCCCCAGACACCACGACCGACGGCUCCACCAACCGUUGCACCUCCCUCUUGUUACCCAGGAUCACCAGACCCUCGAUGCCCUCAAACCCCACGACCUACAGCUCCACCGACCCCAGCACCUCCAUCAUGUUAUCCAGGCUCAACAGAUCCAAGAUGUCCGCAAACUCCAAGACCCACAUCUCCUCCAGUAUGCUAUCCUGGCUCACCUGACCCUAGGUGUCCUCAAACACCACGACCUACAGUCCCACCCACACCAGCACCUCCAUCAUGUUAUCCAGGCUCAACAGACCCAAGAUGUCCACAAACACCAAAACCCACAUCCCCUCCAGUAUGCUAUCCUGGCUCACCCGACCCUAGAUGUCCCCAAACACCACGACCUACAGCCUCACCCACACCAGCACCUCCAUCAUGUUAUCCAGGCUCAACAGACCCAAGAUGUCCACAAACACCAAAACCCACAUCUCCUCCAGUAUGCUACUCUGGCUCACCUGACCCUAGGUGUCCCCAAACACCACGGCCAACAGCUCCACCCACAAUUUCACCUCCAUCAUGUUAUCCUGGUUCAUCGGACCCACGAUGUCCUCAAACACCUAGGCCCACCAUCCCGACAACUAUUGCUCCACCAUCUUGCUACCCAGGUUCAACAGACCCCAGAUGUCCCCAAACACCGCGGCCCACAGCCCCACCCACCGUAGCACCACCUUCUUGUUAUCCAGGCUCUCCAGACCCAAGAUGUCCCAAAACUGCAGCACCCACCCCUCAGCCGACAUCUCGCCCCAAUUGUUAUCCUGGGUCGUCUGAUCCAAGAUGCCCCCAAACUCCACGACCUACACCUCCAACUGCCUACUUACCUCCUGUUAUGACACCGUUUGUUUGUGUUUGUAACGGAACGACUGCAAGACCAGAAAUACCUCCUUUGUGUUACCCAGGCUCUACAGAUCCACGGUGUGGUCCACCACCAUCAGCAACUUUGCCCCAACCUAAUUUGAUCCCUUCCGCCUCUAAAUGUUACCCUGGUUCGCCUGAUCCUGAAUGCUCAGUUUAUAACACCGGUAUCUCAUCUAGUCCUGUAGACAAUACUCCAUCAAAUUGUUACCCCGGAUCACCUGAUCCGAGAUGUCCAAAACCGAAUCGACCACCGAACAACUUUGUGCCGGCAACUUAUUUGCCACCUUUGUCUUCAAAACCCGUAAACUGCGUUCCAGGCAGUGCGAGUCCAGAAUGUAAUGAAGUAAUAACAGACGAUGCCACAGGAAGUAGGCUACCGAACUGCGGGCCUGGAAGUCAAGACGCAAGGUGUUUUGGAAACACAGAUGAAUCCGAAGAUGGAUCAAAUAUUUCCCCAGAUCUCGUAGGAUUUAAGAAAGGAGUUUCUUCUUCAAACUCCGAACUAUCCGAUGAUGAUGAUUAUCACAGAAAAGACGAAGAUCCAAGAUAUCAUGCUUUUCACUCGUUUCUUUUUGAACCUCUAAAGCAACGGAGGAGCAAGUACGGACAGCGGCAGGUGCAAGACGUGCUGAAUUUGUUGAAAAGGGAAGUAGAGCAAGAGAUCGGUGCUGACAACGUCCGUGGCCUCGAACAACUUGAGGAUGAACUUAUUCGAGAACUGAACGGUUCAAGCUAGCUUCGAAAUGAAAAAAAAAUCGUUUGACGUUAAUCAAAUUUUUUGACUGAAUUUUAACCUGCUAAGGGCUCUUGUGUAAAACCCUCCAUCUUAUCGGUUUGUUUUAGAACUGAAAUUUGGAGAUUGAUGCCUAUCGAUGCGCGGUGGAACUAUCAAAAAGCAAGUCCCAAUCUCUCAAGUUUCAAAUUUUCUGUCAUAAUUUAUUUUUAUGACGAAAAGUUGGCCAUCAUUUCAUUUAAACCUUUUUUAUUGUUUUAAUUUUUUAGGUUCUUUCUGAUUCUUGCCUCUGAAUGAUGCGCAGAGAGUUUUCUAGGAUUAUUUCAGUUUGUUCCUAUCUUUGAAAAACAAAGUAGGGGCUAACAUUUUGAAGCACUGAGAAUGAAUGCAGGAUCAAUUUUUAUAGUUCCACCGCUUUAAAACAACACUGCUCUCAAACAAUGCCAAGCAAAUAAUAAUCACAUUGUUAAGUUGGUAGCUUCAGGAAGUCAAAUGUAUCAAGUCUUGUGAUAGGUUUACCUAUAUAUCUCUUGGUGUGCUGCAACACAACAAAUUAUAAAUACCUUUCUGCCCGUCCGGCUCAUUCAAGUUUCUGAUGGUCUGUGCUAAAAUAAUUUAAAUGCGCCCCUAGCUAAGCAAUAAUGAUUCCUCGUUCGAUACGAGUGUGUCGUUGCUCAAUUAUUGCAGAUAAGAUAUAACUGGCUAAAAACGUAGAAUUUACCUAUGAAUAAUAUCCUCUACCCAUUCUUCUGAAUGUAGCACAAA